Messenger RNA from Paramecium octaurelia, 2440 nucleotides. The record is from the annotation of a GenBank genome assembly. NCBI's taxonomy places the organism in Eukaryota, Ciliophora, Oligohymenophorea, Peniculida, Parameciidae.
AUGAAGUAUUUAUUGUCGCUAUCAAGAAACCUAUAACCUGAAAAUGCACUUUUGAAUGCAACUCUAAACUUCCGAGAUUAGGAUGUUCAGAACAGUUUUAAUGCUUUCCAGAAAAAGUUAAAUAAAUGUCCAAUGAUUUUAAUAGAAACCUUUAAAAUGCUUUUGGAGUUUGCUUUGGCUAUUUCAGCAAUAGUUAAAGACAAUUAGUCAGUUGAAUCAUAAAUCCUGAUAGUUUUUCCGUUGUCAAGUCUGCUACAGAUAUGGAGUAUGUUAAGGAACUCAACAUGUAAUGAUUAUUGGAAAAUCAUUCAUGUUGUAACAAUUCUGAUCUAUUUAAGUUUGUAUGUUGAUUAAUUCAUGAUUAACGGAUAUGUGUAAUUAUAUUAUAUGUAUGUUACUCAAAGUUUAAACAACAAGAAAUACCUAAUAUGUUACUUUACAAUAAUGUAAUUUACUUAUUUGUAUUUUGAUAAUAUUUUUGAUUGGAUCCUAUUACCUUUUGAAUGGAUGUUUAUUCUUGUAAUAUCCAUUUGUAUUUAUUUGAGAGAGAGAAGGAAAUUAAUCUAUUUUUUUGAGAAAUUUAAUUUUAGUCAUGAUCUUUCAUAUUAAGAGGUAGUGCUUAACCAUAGCCUACAAUAGAACUUGUUUGUUAUUAAGUUGAAUUUAGAUUAAAAUAUAUAAGAUUAAUUUGAGGUACUAUUCGUCAAUUAGGCUUGUAACAAGGAAUUUGCUAAUAUUGAAAGCAUUUACCAAAAAAUUAAUCAAAUAUAGAUUAUCAAUUGUAAUGAGUCCAAUAUUUCUUAAUGCAAUUUAAAAGUCAAUUUAACUCAAGAACUCUUUUUAAAUAAUUUAAAAGCAACAGGAGAGUAAAUCAAUAUGAUUGACAAUCCUUAGUCUUUAAAUUAAAUUCUCUAUUAAUACAUGAAUAACUCUUAAAACAAAGAACUUCAAGAAAGUCUGCCUUUAAAAUUAACAGGAUUAAUGUGUAAUAAUCAUCAUUAAACUUAUGAUAUUUUAGUAUCUCCAUGUAUUUGGAAAUACUAAAAAUGCUUUGUAGUUUCUUUGAUAGAAAUAACAGAUAGAAUCAAAAUAUCUUAGCUUGAAAAGCUAGAUUAAUAUAAAGACAAUGUGUUGGCUACAGUUAGUCAUGAUUUGAAGAAUCCAAUAGGUGUUGUUUAAUCUAUGAUAACUUUAGUAUAGGAUAGUUUAUAUGAAUUGUCUGAGAUGGAAACUAACCCAGAAAUACUUGAAAAAAUUCAGUCCUGUUGCAAUUAUUUAGAGAUGUGCUAAACAAAUGUAUAAAUACUACAAUCCUUUGUUAAUGAUUUAUAAGAUUUCUCAUAAAUUAAAUAAUAGAAGUUAAAGCUAGCCAUUAGUGAGUUCGAUAUUUAAUAAUUGAUUCAAGAUGUAAAAAAUGUAUUUCAUAUCUAAACACAAAAGAAGAACUUAUAGCUAGACAUUGUCUCUAAACUAAAAUCUACUUAAGUUUUAAAUAAUGAUCCUCUAAGAAUUAAGUAAGUUCUCUUUAAUUUACUAUCAAAUGCCAUUAAAUUCACAUCAAAAGGAAAAAUAUCCAUUAUCUUUUCUGAUGAACCUAUGGAUAUUUGCAAAUUUUGCAGUAAUGUUAAAGAAUAAAUUAAUACUAAUAAAUCAGUAGUUGAUAUUGAUCCUCUAAUUCGAAACCAAUUAAGGUUAAUUCUUUGUACAGUUUAUGACAGCGGAAGCGGAAUGACCCAAGAAAUUUAAAGAAGACUUUUCAGAAACUUUGCCACUUAUGACGAUGAUAACAACACAAACAAGUAGAGUAUUAGUAUAAAAAGUUAGAAAUGGUGUUGGUUUAGGAUUGAUCAUCUGCAAGCAGCUGUGUGGGUACAUUGGACCUUUGUAGUACAUUUAUCUAUAAUCAUAAGUUGGAGUUGGUUCAACUUUUUAAUUCGUCAUUUAUAAAAAUUAUGAUAAAUAGAAUUCUUAAUAUUAGGAUUAGUUUAGUGUCGAUUCCAUUGAUUACGAUAUAUCAGUGCAUUCUCCAAAUAAAAAUAUGCUUAGUACAAACCAACUUACUCCAUUCCAUAAAAAACUUAACAAAAAAGAUAAAUUAUAAGUCUUAAUCGUAGAUGAUGAGUCUUUUAAUAAUAUGCUAUUAAAAUUAUAGUUAUCAAAAAUAGGAAUCUAUAAGGUAGAUACUGCCUUUGGGGGGCAAGAAGCAAUAGAUUUGGUAAUGAAACGGUGUUAUGAUAUUGUAUUUUUGGAUUUCAACAUGCCAGGAAUGAAUGGGUUAUAAUGCAUUAAUGAAAUCAAACGAAUAAGUCCAACUACUAAAAUCUACAUGUUGACUGCUUUUAAUGAUAUAAAGACUCGACAAAAUUGCCUUAGCGCUGGUGCCGAUAAAAUUCUACAAAAGCCAUCAACCUCCUAAGAUCUUAAACUAUUGUUUAUUUGA